AUGGAUUUGGAAGAAAUCGGAAAUAAAAUUUCGAACCUGACUUUCUACGACUUGAAGUCGUUCUACACGCAGGCGAAGAACUAUGCGUUGAACAUUAGCGAGAUUGAAGCCAAGGUGCGCGAUGCAACGAACGACGAUCCAUGGGGCGCAAGCUCGACAUUGAUGCAGGAGAUUGCACAAGCUCACGACUUUAACGAGAUUAUGCCGACCAUCUUUAACAGGUUUAUGGAGAAAGAUGCGAGCGAGUGGCGCCAAAUCUACAAGUCGCUCCAGCUCCUCGAGUACAUUGUCAAGAACGGCUCGGAACGUGUCGUGGAUGAGGCGCGUUUGCACCUGUCCACCAUCAAGAUUCUGCGCACGUUCCAUUACAUUGAUGAGCAUGGCAAGGAUCAAGGGAUCAAUAUUCGGAACCGCGCCAAGGAGCUCGCGACGUUGCUCUCUGACAUCGAUACCAUCCGUGUCGAGCGCCGCAGGGCGCGUGCCAACAGAGACAAGUACCGCGGUACGGGCAACGCUGACUUUGUGCCUGGUAGUGGCGGCGGCCGAUACAGCGGAUUCAGUAGCGAGAGUUACCAUGCCGGUGCGGGAGCGCCUGGCGGUGCAACGGCCUACGGUACAAACACGCCGUACGGCGCUGCCGCCUCCGAGUACGAAGAGUACGAUGCUGGCGACGAUGAUGAGAGGCAGGCACCGGACGCUGCGCCUGCACAGCCCGAACAGCGCACGGUCGACUUGUUUGUGUUUGAUGAUCCUGAGCCAGCGCCGAAGCCUGCGCCAGCGCCGCCGGGGCCUACGCCCGCGUUUGAGUUUGACGAGUUUGACGAUUUCCAAACUGCUCCGACACACACGCAGAUCGUCAUGGCCGACGAGAAGCCUGCAAACAAGCCGAAGAGCCGCAACGACAUUUUUGAGUUUUUCGACAAAGAGCCGUCGCCGCCGUCGCGCAGUGUGCGGUCCGUGCCGCCGAUGCAGCCGCCGCUUGCAAGCAAGACAAGUGCGCCGCUGAAACCUGUGCGGCAAGCGCCUAAGAGCAGCGAUACGUUUGGCGAUCUAUGGGAGACGUCGCGCGGCAAGGCAUCUGCAACAAAAGGAGCUGACAAAGGCAAGAUGCCCAUGGCACAACUCGCCAAGGACCAGACAAGCAGCUCUGUGUGGGGCAGCGACGCGAGCAAGCCGAAAAGCGCGCAGUCCGAAGACUUGUUUGAUCUUCUAUAG
Messenger RNA from Malassezia vespertilionis, 1215 nucleotides. RefSeq names its product Epsin-3, clathrin recruitment and traffic between the Golgi and endosome (gene ENT3). The record is from RefSeq and is a predicted model, not a curated record. Gene Ontology annotation, molecular function: phospholipid binding; clathrin binding. Gene Ontology annotation, biological process: Golgi to endosome transport; endocytosis. The transcript has 6 exons. Gene Ontology annotation, cellular component: endosome; plasma membrane; clathrin vesicle coat. Bases 1 to 1215 code for a protein of 404 amino acids. Lineage: Eukaryota; Fungi; Basidiomycota; Malasseziomycetes; Malasseziales; Malasseziaceae.